Sphaerodactylus townsendi is the source of this 3546-nucleotide messenger RNA. Its product is annotated as green-sensitive opsin P521. Gene Ontology annotation, biological process: visual perception; phototransduction; G protein-coupled receptor signaling pathway. Gene Ontology annotation, molecular function: G protein-coupled receptor activity. The transcript has 6 exons. NCBI's taxonomy places the organism in Eukaryota, Metazoa, Chordata, Lepidosauria, Squamata, Sphaerodactylidae. Gene Ontology annotation, cellular component: membrane; photoreceptor outer segment. The record is from RefSeq and is a predicted model, not a curated record. The coding region runs from base 171 to 1268 and encodes 365 amino acids.
GCAUAGACAGGUGGCGGGGAGUGUCCAAGUGGCAGAGAGGGGGAAAAAGCAGAGAAAGAGACGAGAGGAAGAGUGAAGAGGGAGACUCCUGUGGGAAAGGGGGAGUGGGGGAGAGGGACUGGGCAGGAAGAGACAAGAGGAAAUCCCCCCCAGGAAAGAAGGCAGGGGCCAUGACGGAAGCCUGGAACGUGGCUGUCUUUGCAGCCCGCCGGGGCAGAGAUGACGAUGACACCACCCGAGGAAGCGUGUUCACUUAUACCAACAGCAACAACACCAUAGGUCCUUUUGAAGGUCCAAACUACCACAUUGCACCACGAUGGGUCUACAACUUUACCUCCUUCUGGAUGAUUAUUGUUGUCGUUGCUUCCACCUUCACCAAUGGGUUAGUGUUGGUGGCGACUGCCAAAUUCAAGAAGCUGCGGCAUCCGCUCAACUGGGUCCUGGUGAACUUGGCAUUUGUGGAUAUGAUUGAGACGGUGAUUGCCAGCGGCAUCAGUGUGAUCAACCAGAUCUUUGGAUACUUCAUCCUGGGCCACCCCAUGUGUGUGAUAGAGGGCUUCCUCGUAUCUGCUUGUGGUAUCACGGGCCUCUGGUCUCUGGCCAUCAUCUCCUGGGAGCGCUGGUUCGUUGUCUGCAAGCCCUUUGGAAACAUCAAGUUUGAUGGCAAACUAGCCAUGCUGGGCAUUGGCUUUUCCUGGAUCUGGUCUUGGGGCUGGGCAUCACCACCCAUCUUUGGCUGGAGUAGGUACUGGCCCCACGGUCUGAAGACGUCAUGCGGUCCUGAUGUCUUCAGCGGCAACGUCGAGAUGGGCUGCCAGUCCUACAUGCUGGCCCUCAUGGUCUCCUGUUGCUUCUUCCCACUCUUCAUCAUCAUAUUCUGCUACCUGCAAGUGUGGAUGGCUAUCCGUGCGGUGGCUGCCCAGCAAAAGGAGUCGGAGUCCACCCAGAAGGCGGAGAAGGAAGUGUCCAGGAUGGUGAUCGUCAUGAUCACGAUUUUCUGCAUCUGCUGGGGACCCUACACCAUCUUCGUCAGUUUUGCUGCUGCCUACCCUGGCUACGCCUUCCACCCCCUCGCUGCCGCCUUGCCUGCCUACUUUGCAAAGAGCGCCACCAUCUGGAACCCCGUCAUCUACGUCUUCAUGAACAGACAGUUCCGUAACUGCAUACUGCAGCUGUUCGGCAAGAAGGUGGACGAUGGCUCUGAAGCCUCUACCACGUCCCGCACGGAGGUCUCCUCUGUCUCUAACUCCUCUGUAUCGCCAGCAUAAGAGCCCCCUGCCUGGGUCAACACCAAAACAGGACUCUGCCUCCCAGGAGAGCCCCAAUGAGAACCUCUUCUUCCUCUACCACUACAAGGAUUCCCCUUUGAACAUAAGACGUCCUGGCCUGAGACCUCUACAGUCCCUCUCCUUUGGACCUCAACUUUGCCCCAGGCUUGAGAUCUGCUCUUUCUCCUGUGGUUUGACCGGGGCGGGGGUUGUUUCUGAUUUCCUCUGAGAUUUGUUUUUUGGAGGGGGCUGGGGUGAAGGAUGCAGAAUUCCAUGCCCCAGCUUUCUCCACGCUCCCCAGGACAGCCGGCGUGGAGUGUACUUCCUUCCUUUCAGAUGCCCCCCUUGAAUAGUCUCCCCGCCUGUUUGUCUGUCUCCUAGAAGGGGGCGAAAAGAGGGGGCACCCUGGGGGAAAUGUAUCGCUUUUGUAAAGCAAGGCUGCCCAACGCCCUAGUAGUGCUGCUACUGGCCCCCCGGGGCCUGCACUAAGCCCCAAAUCAUCCCAUUCCAUGGAAGGACUGGUGGAUGGGUCCCUACGGGAGACAGCCCACGGUUUGACCAGGCAGGGCCUCUUCUGAUUCCCGUCUGCUCUGAGGUUUUCACUGGCACCAGGGAGCGCAUCCAAUGGGGGGCCAGAUGCAUGCAGCGUGUAUCCCCCUGCAAGGUGUCUGGGCCUCGGCGAGGUUGGGUGUACUGAAUUUCUAGCUCUCCUCUAGGGGCGGCUUCCGACCCGGGGCCGAAAUGCAGAGAACCAGCACAAGCCGCCUUAGAUGCCCCAUGGGUUUUGUGCUUCUCCCUAGCAGGGCCCGCCUGGAACCGUUUCUGUACAUAGUGUUUGAUACGAAAGUCUCCUGUUUCCCUAACUGGGACAUUUAGCUAGAAAUGCAAUGGGAAAAAAAUGACAUAAAAAAAUAAAUAAGAUUAACAUAUCAUCUCGGUACAAGCAGAAACACAGCAGCAAGAGCCAGUUAGAGAAUAAAGGUUUUUAACUUCUCUACAAAAGCUCAGUUCUUAUCCGACAUAGACCUGCUGGUGUCCGUGUGAAUGUCUGUACAGGGGUGUUUGUACGCAUGCUUCUGCGUCACGUGUUAUGGCAAGGAUUGCAAACUGGUUGGGGUCAUUUGGGGGCCUUGUAAAGGCCUAUGUGUAGCCACGGGCAGCCUUGAGGGUUGCCAGUUGCAGUCUGGGAAAUUCCUGGAGAUUUGGGGAGCGACGCCUAAGGAGGGAAGGCUGGACGUCAGCACGGUGUAAAGUUAUAGCGCCCACCCUGCAGAGCAGCCAUUUUCUCCGGGGGAAGCGACUUCUGUAUUCUGGCAAGCAGUUGUGAUUCCAGGAGACCUCCAGGUCCCACCUGGAGGCUGGCAACCCUUCUGAGCCCUCUUCUGGGCAAAGGGAAGCGGCUGCCUUGAGUGGGAGGAUUUGGGGCAACGUGACGUGUGUGUGUGUGGGGGGGGGAGAGACAGGUCUGCCCCAGGGGGACAUUCUCCCGUCCGAGCUCUGUGGGAAUGAACGGGGCCAUAGCGGCAUGAGAGGAGACUGCGCACUGUGCGAAUUGGGGCAGCGUGGAAGCCCUGCUUCAAACUGGCUCAAACAGAAUCCUGCGUCCCAUCACUCUGCUUAGCCACGUUUGAAGCUUUCUCCUUGACUAAAAUGCCUUUCUCCAGUGGGAGAAUCCCUUCCUCCGGAGGAAAGCUCCUUAGGCCAGAGGGAUAGGAUUGCUCCCUCUUGCUUGGUAAAUCCCUAGAAUGGGGUCUGGGGCUUGGGGAGGGUGGAGUCUAAAGAGAGGAGAAACUUGAGCCAGGUUAUGAUGUUAUAGAGGCAACCCUCCGAACCUGCUGUUUUCAGCCCAGAGAUCUAGAGAUCAACUGUAAUUCUGGGACAACCCCAACUCCAUCUGGCAACCCUAUAGAAGAAAGGUUUCAAGAACCGCUGAGCCAAGGGGUAGGAAGCAAACCCUGCUUCCCAGAAUUUAAGCCUGCGAAGUUCCACUCCUUGUCUUCUCUGCUUAACUUGCCCGAUUCAGCACUUGCCGAUCCGUUCGCGCUCCUGUGCCGAGCUUCUAUAGCUACCACAGAGCUGCCCCGUUCUCCUCUGCUCCCCCACCGCUGCCGCCUUUCCCGUCGUCUGUCCUGGGACUCCGGAGUUGGGCUUCAUUUCAUCACAUAGAUCAGACUUCAGCAUACAAUCAGAUGUGGCUUGGGCAUCAUCGGACGCUACCUGAGAAUCAGGCAUGUUGGACAGCACAAAUCUUGUGAUUUUAAUAAAUAUAUAUGAAUAU